AUGACGAACUGUGGCAGCGACGGGGUUCGACGGAAACAAGGCCACGGCGAAGGGGGUCGACGGAAACAGAGCCCAACGGAGAGGAUGAGGCACUGUACUGCUGGGUCGUGUCUCGUGGGUCGAGCUUGCGUCAGCGACGGAGACGACGAAGAUUCUUCCUGUUUCGAUGUGGCGGCGUUCGGAUGCGAUGAACGAAGGAGGGAUCGACGGCGUGACUCGUCGUGCGCCAGGCGAGGGAGAGAGCGAUGCAAUAGCGAUUUAGUGGUCUAG
This is a messenger RNA of Linum trigynum, 270 nucleotides long. NCBI's taxonomy places the organism in Eukaryota, Viridiplantae, Streptophyta, Magnoliopsida, Malpighiales, Linaceae. The record is from the annotation of a GenBank genome assembly.